UAUUUGGUGAAAUUAGCAGUUGGCGGUGCUGUUGGUACCGGUGCCUAUGUUAAUGAUGAUGGUGUUGAUGAUAUUUGUAAUGAUGAUGGGGAUAUUAACGGCAGUUGUGAGGUGAAUGGUGAUCGUGGGGAUGAGGAUAGUGGAUGUGAUGCUGGCUGGGGUAGCGGUAAUGAUGUUGCUGAUAGUGAAAUUGAUAUUGUCUGUGUUCGUGGUAGUAGUGGUGACCAUCAGUGUGGUGUUGCCGGUAGUGGGUGUGAUAUUGGUUUUGCUCGCGGUCAUGAUGGUGGUUGUGGUUGUGGUAGUGGCAAUAGAGAUCAUGUUCGUUGGACUGUGUGUGUUAGUGAGAAAACUGACUUUCUGGAUGUAACCACGUUUCACUUGGUAUUUAUUCCUGUUUUCUUCUGCUUCACAUGCAUCUGGGCUCGCAUACAAUCUAGCCUCCCAUAG
Protopolystoma xenopodis is the source of this 447-nucleotide messenger RNA. NCBI's taxonomy places the organism in Eukaryota, Metazoa, Platyhelminthes, Monogenea, Polystomatidea, Polystomatidae. The record is from the annotation of a GenBank genome assembly.